UGAGAGCAUCACCUGGGUACACAGACAGCCAUGACAGAAGCAGCACUACUGAAAUCACAGAGCGGGGUUUAUUCCAUAGAAGAGGGGACAGGCAUUUCUGCACAGCGGGAAGGUGCCCAAGGGAAAACCUUCAGGUCUGGGGCACUUUGAUGCCCAACGCCGCAGCCUUCCCCAUCCCUCCCUGGGCACCAUCUCCCAGAGGCAACGGGACGCAGCACUGCCCUAGCAGGACACACCAAAUGCAAAUAGAGUUGGAUUCACCUCUUGGCUCAAAACAGCUCUCUCCAUGAAAAGAAAGCAGGGCUUUCUAGCAAUUUCUUCUGUCUUCCACUUCCUAUUGCCACAAGACUGGUGCCACGCUGUGAUGUCACUGUGAUGCAACACAGGUGUCACCGUGGCGCUGGAGAACUUCCCAGGCAGCUUGUGCCAGGGCCCUUCAUCCUGCUGACCGGCAGGACGGAGCCUGGCUGGUCAGCAAAAGGGUCACGGCUGGAAGUUGCAGCCAAGCUGUGAAAAAAAAAAGCUAAAAUGGAGCCACCUUCACCAGAGACAUCCUGCACUUCUGACCCAGAGGAGCCAGACUGGUGGGCAACUUCAGCUUCUCCCGACCACCCAGGAGGUGGUACGGGAACAUCCUGGGAUGAUGCCACCAGACCUCCUGGAGAAGAAAACACUUUUCAAGGUUUGCCUGAUGAAUCCUGGACCUCCAUCAUAUGGGUUUUUUUCUCAGAGGAGAGCUCUGCCAACACCAACCAGUCUUCAGCCUGCUCCUUCCUCAAGAAGCUCUGGAAGAUCAUCAGCAGCCAUCACUUCCAGUCAAUCUGGUGGGGUGAUGAUGGAAACUGCAUCGUGAUCGCAGAAAAACUCUUCAAAAGGGAAGUGCUGGGGAGGAGGGGACCCCUGAAGAUCUUUAAAACCGAGUCCAUGAGAGGCUUCAUUUUCCAACUUAACCUCCAUGGAUUCUGCAAAAUGGAAGGGGAUUCUCUCAUAUCUGCCUCCAUCGAGGAGGUGCGAGCAGUAGCAGCAGCAGGUUCUGCUCUGGGCAAGCUGCUCUUCUACCACAACCCCUUUUUUAAGAGAGAUUGCCCUAACCUCCUCUGGAUGUGCACGCAAAGUGCUGGUGAAAGAAAGAGAGCCCCCUCUGCAUCCCCACAGGGCCCCAACUUGAAGGACGACGACCCGAGAAGAAGACGACCUGAUGCUCAGCCAGCGGUAGGAGCGGAGGAGGAGGAGAACGACACCCAGACAUCUGCAACCACCAGCUCCACACCGACCGAGCCACGGGCUGACACAACCGCCCAGACGGGCAGUGCCGGUCCAUCCCCACCAAAACGGCACUGCAGCCACAGCCCCGCUGGCAGCCAGGAGGCGGCUCCUGCUCCAUCCAUGGCUUCACCACACCGUGUCACACCUCCUGCCCCAAACAGUCCCUUCACCCUAGCCAUGGGACUCCCCACAUUUCCACCUGGGCAGCCAGAAUUCGUUGCUGUGCAGGUCCCCAGGGCUGGCCUGCCUCCAUUCUGCGCUCCAUGGUUUGCGAUGACCACACUGGCAGCACCAUCUGCCGUUCCCGUGCCAGGGCCACCGCACGGCCAAGCUCCAACCCACCGCCACUGCCCGACCUGCACCUGCGGACCAAACACCGCAGCUGCCGGCGACAGGGUUGGACCUCAGUGGGGGCUGGACUAGAAAGAGCAGAGACCUUAGGUAGCAAGUAAGCGUCAUAGAGGUAGAAAUACAUUAGUAUAGGAAUAAGUAACAGUAAAUUGUUUGUUGUUCUCAAUAAUAAAUCUUUUCAAGUUGCCUUGUCCUG
This is a messenger RNA of Harpia harpyja (harpy eagle), 1813 nucleotides long. Its product is annotated as heat shock transcription factor, X-linked-like. Gene Ontology annotation, molecular function: DNA-binding transcription factor activity; sequence-specific DNA binding. The record is from RefSeq and is a predicted model, not a curated record. The coding region runs from base 529 to 1689 and encodes 386 amino acids. NCBI's taxonomy places the organism in Eukaryota, Metazoa, Chordata, Aves, Accipitriformes, Accipitridae. Gene Ontology annotation, biological process: regulation of DNA-templated transcription. The transcript is spliced from 2 exons.